ACCAGCAGCACGUCACUUCAGCCUGCAAGCUAACAUCCAGCAGGUCUUGUUGCACUGAAUCUGCAGGCAACAGCAUGCAGAAACUGGACCCGGGGCUCUCGCAUCCCCUCCUUUGUAUCUCCACUACCCCUUAGGUAAAUGCAGCACCAAUGUGGCACACGCUACACAGGAGAAAGCAGGAGGACCCCUCCCUCCCCCCGUGGGCACAAUGUCUGGCAGGUGGCAGACAACUCUCUGUGGCUUAAAGGAAUAUGAAGGCGUCUCUAUCACUUGGGACACGGGCGAUGAGAUGAUCUAAGCAACCACACACGAAUGAAACCAUUUUCAGGAAAAAGAAGUGUUGUCUAGCCCUUUCGCUUGCCUCGGUAAACUCAGGCUCUGAUACUGCUAUUAAUUACCUCUCAAGCUGCUGGAAUGGGAAGAGGAAACUGCAGUUAUCAGUUUUGAUUAAACCCUCCAUGGGAGAAACUGUAAUGGUGUGAGAAACGUGGAAGAAAGAUUUGGGACAAUUUUAAACCGGUUAAAAAAAACCCAGUUUUUUUCUUCUUUUUUGAUGCUUGUGGGCAAAAUUAAGACUUGUCCCUUCACGAGAGAGGUAACUGAAUUGCAGUGCUCGGCCUGAACGCCUUCUGAUACUAGAAAUCCUGCAGCAUCCCCUCUUUGCCUUAACCUGGGUUACUGUGUCGCACCUUGCCGGCCAGACCAAGGAGCCCCCCAGGGAAAACCAUCACCAUGAGGAGGCGGCAUCUGAAAAUGUUCUCGUUCCUCUUUGUAUUCAUAGCGGCGAUGUCAUUCUUCCUGAACUACAAUCACUACGAGGCCAUGGUCAACUGGGCCCCCCAGCAGAUUGUUAUGCAGUUUUCGGAGCAGUUCAAAAAACUGAUGAAACACCCCAGGAGACCCUGCAGCUGCAAGGCAUGUGUGUCUGAGCUGGGACUUUCCUUGUGGUUUGAUGAGAGGUUUAAUCAAACUAUGCAACCUCUCUUGACCACCCAAAACGCCUUGAUUUCUCAAGACAGCUACAGGUGGUGGCUGAAACUGCAAGGAGAGAAAAAUCCUAAGAAUAUUAAUGAAACCAUCAAGGAGCUGUUUGAGACCAUUUCGGGCGAUGACAGUCAGCUGCAGGAGAGAAGCUCUUCCACAUGCAGAAGGUGUGCCGUUGUGGGGAACUCCGGGAACCUCCGGCAAUCUCAUUACGGCCAAGACAUAGACAGCCAUGACUUUGUGCUCAGGAUGAACCGCGCUCCCACAGUUGGGUUUGAAUCGGACGUCGGGAGCAAAACAACCCAUCACUUCAUUUACCCCGAGAGCUUCAAAGAGCUGCCUGAAAAUGUCAGCAUGAUUGUCAUCCCCUUCAAGACCCUGGACCUGCGCUGGAUUGUCAGCGCUCUCACCACAGGCACCAUCAACCACACGUAUGUUCCAGUUCCUCGCAAAAUCAAAGUGAAGAAAGAAAAGAUCCUGGUCUAUCACCCAGAUUUCCUCAAGUAUGUGUUUGACCACUGGCUGCAGCGCCAUGGAAGAUACCCCUCCACAGGCAUCCUGUCAGUCAUAUUUGCUCUCCACGUAUGCGAUGAGGUGAAUUUGUACGGUUUCGGUGCAAACAGCAAAGGGCAUUGGCAUCACUACUGGGAAAACAACCCUUCAGCAGGGGCUUUCCGACAAACCGGAGUCCACGAUGGGGAUUUCGAAUCCAAUAUAACUUCGACUCUUGCUGCUGUUAACAAAAUACGUCUUUUCAAGGGCAGAUGACCCUUCCCAGAGAAAGGGAUUUGUGACUGCAGUUUCCAGUACACAGGGCACGUACCGAAGCACAGAAAGGGGCAAGGUGAGGAUGAUCCAGGAGCUGGGCAGCUUUGAAUAUCUGCACCUGCAGUUGAUUAGGAGCAUCUCGCUACUGCGCUGGCCACCGAGCAGAACACUACUGCUUCCAGACUGAACUUGAUUGCCUCAUUUGAGAAUACAGAUCUUGGGGACUUAGGACUCAAUUGUGGGCCCUACAUGAUCUGCUGAGCCACUGCUUUGAGAGAGGGAAUGAAGGGGAGGAUUAAAUGCUGAAAUAUUGGGGAGAGGGCUGCCUCUUGCAGCUAAGGGAAACCAGAUGGUUGCUUUCUAGGAGUUGCUGGAUGCAUGCCCGUGCUUUCCUUGAGUAAGCCAGGGAGGUCCAGAAGAGAGGUGAGAACAACUCCUGGGUGGCUGCAAACAGCUCAGUAAGGAUUACCUCAGAGGAACAAGUUCACAUAUUUCACUGUCUGUCCUUUCUUCAAACCAGCUCUUAUAUUCCCUGUGUUAUUUCUCGGCCCAUGUUGUAUUAUGGACAGGCGGGAUGCGCCCAACUUGCCUGAUGUAACAGCAGCCUCUGACCUUGCAUCAGUUUGCAUUCAGAGCAUCUAGAAAUCUGGAGAAAAUCCUUCAUCUCUGAUCUUUUGUUUUUUUUAAUGUAGUGUCUUAUACAGCCAUAAUGAGAGAAGGGACACAGUUCCAACUGAAAACUCCAGCAAAAAAAUGGCCUUUUUUUUUAGCCAUUUGUUUGUUCUUGGCUUGUUUGUUUUAAACAUGACUUUGCUGUUGUCAUUUC
Molecule: messenger RNA, 2578 nt
Organism: Gavialis gangeticus (Gharial)
Lineage: Eukaryota; Metazoa; Chordata; Crocodylia; Gavialidae
Gene: ST3GAL1
Product: ST3 beta-galactoside alpha-2,3-sialyltransferase 1
Exons: 7
Coding region: 733-1752 (339 amino acids)
Molecular function (GO): beta-galactoside (CMP) alpha-2,3-sialyltransferase activity
Source: RefSeq, a predicted model, not a curated record